AUGCCCAGAUUUGAUCCAGAAACUUUAGAAAAUGUGAAAAGUUUAAAGUUGAGAGAAGAUGACGUCAUUAUUAUGGAUUACCCCAAAUCAGGAACUCACUGGUUAUUCGAGAUUGUUCAGAUGCUCAAAUUUAAAACAACCAAUGCGCCUUGUGUUUCAACCUGUAAUUUUAUCAUGGAAUUCGUGAAACAAGAUAUACUGGAUUCCAAACCAUCGCCUAGAAUUCUAAACACCCAUUAUAGAUUUCACGAUCUACCUACAGAUAUACACACCAAAAACCCCAAAAUCCUGUAUAUAAGAAGAAAUCCUAAAGAUGCAUCUGUUUCGUUUUACAACCAUACCAUCAAAUUGUCCAAAUAUUAUGAAUAUUCAGGACAAUUUUCAGAUUAUCUGAAAUUAUGGAUGGAGGGAAAACUGGACUAUGGUUCGUGGUUUGAUUAUGUUAAAGAAUAUGAAAAAGUUUGUAAAAAUUCAGAUCUAGAUAUAUUACCUUUAGAAUAUGAACAAUUAAAGAAGGACCUAAUUAAUGAAAUACGAAAAAUCAGCGAUUUUUUAGAAUUAGAGAGAAAUGAAAAACUAAUAAAGGAUAUAAGCGAACGAUGUACUUUU
Molecule: messenger RNA, 609 nt
Organism: Lottia gigantea (owl limpet)
Lineage: Eukaryota; Metazoa; Mollusca; Gastropoda; Lottiidae
Exons: 4
Biological process (GO): sulfation
Cellular component (GO): cytoplasm
Molecular function (GO): sulfotransferase activity
Source: RefSeq, a predicted model, not a curated record